AUGAGCAGUAGCUCCCCUCGUAAUGGAGAACUAGAGAAGCGCCGCCAAGCAUCUCUGUCGGUCCAGUGUCUUCGGCCUACACGCACGAUCGACCCCGUCCUGUAUCUCCCAGCAUCUCAGACUAACCGCCAUCGCUUGAUUAACUGGCGCCUGCACUGGCUACCCGGCUAUUACCCUUGGAAGGACUGUCGCUGUGGUGCACGAGCUGUCACCCGCGACCACUACAGUCUUGUUUGUCCGCUACUCCGUCCAUUGUGGCAAGAGCUUACCGACGCCUAUGGCACAGCUCCUUCAGUACCAUCUGGGAUGCAUACCAUUGAUGUCAUCCUUAACAAAAUACCACGCACCGACGUCGUUUUAUCCAACGGAAGAUGGCCAACCAUAUGGCCAGCGAUAUUAAGUAUCCUUCGAGAAAUCGAACGGCUCUGCCAUCCCGAAGAUCAUUUGCUGGAUGGGGAGUUCCCUGGGGACGACAUUUCACUACCAUUGCCAUCCGAGCACGACUAAAGUGCUCCGACUACCCUCCUUUCCUCUGUCAUUAUUUUAAUUUACUUGUAACAACCUACACAGACCUUAUCACACAUGCACUAC
Molecule: messenger RNA, 591 nt
Organism: Zychaea mexicana
Lineage: Eukaryota; Fungi; Mucoromycota; Mucoromycetes; Mucorales; Lichtheimiaceae
Exons: 2
Coding region: 1-507 (168 amino acids)
Source: RefSeq, a predicted model, not a curated record